UCGAAGUUCCAUUUCCCGAAUUAAAGGCAUAGGCACUGCUUCGGCGACAACAAAUGGUUAGAUUAAAGGAUCGUAUAGCCCGACCUCAUUCCUAUAAAGCUGGUGUGGGAGGUGCAGCACCCCAACCUUGAUCCUGAACUCCCCCACAGCCUUUCUCCCGAUCGACGUUUGAACGCCGACAAUGGAUAACUCCGGAACCAGGAAGGAGAAAGAUAUCUUCGAGGGGUGACUCACCGGACAAGGCCUAUUCAUAGGCCAUGGAAUAAGAAAUGGAGAUUCUGAAACACGUAAAGCAGAAAUGGGUAAAUCCACCAAAUUUCAUUGUACCACCUGUUGAAGGUAUUGCUGGAGGGGGCACUGGUUACGGGUGGACUGAUGGUGGUGUUGAGUGCUCCAACUUUGGCAGAGGUGUUAUUGAUCCAACUCAGAUUCCAUCAGCAGACUUGUUACAAGUAUGGUGCAUGCCUAGCACAGCAAAUGUUGGCGAGCAAGACAUGCCUCGGCCUUUUGAUCAUGUCUCUCUUUUGGCGGCAAGAAAUGAAAAAGAGAGUGUUCAGAUUGCUAUGCGCCCCAAACUUUCAUGGGCCAGUUCAGGCAUGGCUGGCACUGUGCAGAUUCAGUGCUCCGAUCUCUGUUCUGCUGCUGGUGAUAGGCUGCUAGUUGGUCAGUCCUUGACCAUGCGGCAUGUGGUCCCGAUCCUUGGUGUGCCUGAUGCUCUUGUACCUCUUAGUUUGCCAAUCAGUCAAAUAAAUCUACUUCCUGGAGAAACAACAUCCAUCUGGGUCUCAGUUGAUGUUCCUGCUGGGCAGCCACCUGGUCACUAUGAAGGCCUGAUUCUCAUUACUGCUUUGAAGGCUGAUGCAGAAUCUUCUGCACAUACACUAGCUAAAGCCGACAAGUACAAGUUAAAUAGAGAACUAAAAAACUGCCUUGAAUUGGUUGAACCUGUUGAUGGAAAACCAUUAGAGGAAGUGGCAGAACGAUUGAAAUCAGCUACCUCAUCUUUGAAGAAAAUCCUUCUGUUGCCUGUGUUCCAUGAGUUUUAUGAAGAUAAUGGAUCAUGUGAUAUGAUGGAUGAAGAUGCAUUGUCAAAUAUUUCAAUUCAUUUGAAAAUCAAUGUUACAGUUUGGGAUUUUACUCUUCCAUUGACACCUUCUCUUCCAGCUGUAUUUGGUGUAUCUGAAACUGUAAUUGAGGAUCGCUUUGGUGUGCAACAUGGGAGUGAGGGCUGGUAUGAUGCAUUAGAUUGUCACUUCAAAUGGCUUCUUCAGUACAGGAUAAGUCCAUACUUUUGCAGAUGGGGUGAUAGCAUGAGAAUUUUAGCUUAUACUUGUCCAUGGCCUGCCGACCAUCCAAGAUCUGAAGAAUAUUAUUCUGAUCCAAGAUUAGCUGCGUAUGCUGUACCUUAUGCUCCCAUUCUUUCAUGUAGCAGUGAGGCAAGAGAGUCUCUGCGAAAGGAAGUUGAAAUCUUGAAGUCAAAGCAUCAUUGGCCAAAAGCUUACUUCUACUUGUGGGAUGAGCCGUUGAAUUUGGAGCAGUAUGAAUUGAUUCGUAGCAUGUCUUGUGACAUAAGAUCUUAUGCACCUGAUGCACGUGUUUUGACCACAUAUUACUGUGGACCAAGUGAUGCACAACUGGGAUCAAAUACCUUUGAGGCUUUUGUUAAAGUUCCAAAGUACUUGCGUCCACAUACUCAAAUUUUCUGUACUAGUGAAUGGGUUUUUGGUAACCGGGAGGACCUAGCUACUGAUAUUAUUGCUGAAUUACAGCCAGAAAAUGGCGAGGAAUGGUGGACAUAUGUGUGCAUGGGUCCUUCCGAUCCUCAACCAAACUGGCACCUUGGAAUGCGUGGAACACAACACCGAGCAGUGAUGUGGAGAGUUUGGAAAGAAGGUGGAACAGGAUUUCUUUAUUGGGGUGCCAAUUGCUAUGAAAAGUCUCUUGCCGCCAGUGCUGAGGUAAAAUUUCGCCGUGGUCUUCCUCCUGGAGAUGGAGUUCUUUUCUAUCCUGGUGAAGUCUUCUCUUCAUCACAUGAACCAAUUGCUUCAAUCCGCCUAGAACGCAUUCUCAGUGGAAUGCAGGAUAUUGAAUAUUUGAAGCUCUAUUCUUCACGUUUUGGAAGGGAUAAAGGCUUGGCUCUUCUAGAGAAAACUGGAGUUUAUCUUAACCCAGAACGCUAUACACUCGAGCAUUCUCCGAUUGACAUAAUGCGAGCUGAGAUCUAUCGCACAUGUGGAGCCUAGAAAAUGCUCGGUCAGGGAAUAAAGAUUGCACAACUCAUUUCCUGCUCCCUUGUCCUUUCUUGACAUUUUUGGACAGGCGAAGUGGAUAUCCUGUUCUAUAGGUGUUUUGAUAUUUUUGCUGUAAGGUUAGUGUAGAUAAGAAAUAUUAUAGGAAGGAUACCUGGAACACUAUUUACAGAAGCCUGUAUAUUCAGAUAUUCUUCAUGUGAAAUUCAAUUUGGGAUCGCAGUCGUCUUCUGUUUGUUA
Molecule: messenger RNA, 2489 nt
Organism: Zingiber officinale
Lineage: Eukaryota; Viridiplantae; Streptophyta; Magnoliopsida; Zingiberales; Zingiberaceae
Exons: 17
Coding region: 270-2243 (657 amino acids)
Source: RefSeq, a predicted model, not a curated record